AUACAUAACACACCGGUGUUGGUGCUGCUGCCUCUGCCUCCGCUGCCACCGUGUACAGAGCUGACAGCAGCCGGGAUGACACCAUGGAUAACGCACACACACCUGUCCUCUAUAAAAGCACACACACUCACACACACCGACAGAGAGACUCCACGAGCUGUCUGAAAGUUUUACCUGAACCAUGGGCGGCAUCAUCUCACACCUGUUCACCAGGUUCACCUCCAAGAGACCGGUCAGGAUCCUAAUGGUGGGUCUGGAUGCAGCAGGUAAAACCACCCUGCUGUACAAACUGAAGCUGGCCGAGGUCGUCACCACCAUCCCCACUAUUGGUUUUAACGUGGAGACGGUAGAGUACAAGAACAUCAGUUUCACGGUUUGGGACGUCGGUGGUCAGACUGUCAUCAGACCUCUGUGGAGACAUUACUACAUUAACACACAGGGUCUGAUAUUCGUGGUCGACAGCAACGACCCCGAGAGGAUUAAAGAAGCCGCUGACGAGCUGCACAGGGUGUUGGAGGAAGACGAGCUGAGGGGUGUGGCCUUACUGGUAUUUGCGAACAAGCAAGAUUUGCCCAGAGCCAUGUCUGUCAGUGACAUCACAGAGGCCCUGGGCCUCACAGGAAUCUCACAGCCGUGGCUUGUCCAGUCGUCCUGUGCCAUCAGUGGUUCAGGCCUGGCCGAGGGUCUGGACUGGCUCUCUGACCAGAUCCCGAAACAGUAAAUGGUCGCUGAAGGUUGCUGCUGAGUCUGGUACAAACUGAGACGAGCCAGUGAACCCAGGAGAGACAUGAAGACUGACGUUUGUAGCUUAAACCUUAGAACAAUCAAAAAGAUCAAAUGUCAAGUGUCAGAUAUCUGUGCCUAUAAAGCCUAUGCUGUGCACUUUAUAAUCACUUUACAAAGCAGG
This is a messenger RNA of Larimichthys crocea (large yellow croaker), 907 nucleotides long. Its product is annotated as ADP-ribosylation factor 1. Bases 182 to 721 code for a protein of 179 amino acids. Lineage: Eukaryota; Metazoa; Chordata; Actinopteri; Sciaenidae. The transcript has 5 exons. The record is from RefSeq and is a predicted model, not a curated record. Gene Ontology annotation, molecular function: GTPase activity; GTP binding.